CGGGGCGGGGCGCGAGCUGGCCGCGGGCGCUGGGCGGCUCCGUGGCGCGGUCAGUUGGCGCCUGGUCUUCGGCGGUGCGCGAUAGACAAAACUUCCCUGAAAAUGUCUAAGCAGCAACCAGCGCAGUUUGUGAAUCCAGAAACUCCUGGCUAUGUUGGAUUUGCAAAUCUUCCCAAUCAAGUGCACCGAAAAUCUGUAAAAAAAGGGUUCGAGUUCACACUAAUGGUGGUCGGUGAAUCGGGUCUAGGAAAAUCAACUCUCAUAAACAGCCUUUUCCUGACUGAUCUCUACCCAGAAAGAAUCAUACCUGGAGCAGCAGAGAAAAUUGAAAGAACUGUCCAAAUUGAGGCGUCAACGGUUGAGAUUGAAGAGCGAGGAGUCAAGCUGCGCCUGACCGUGGUGGACACGCCCGGCUAUGGUGAUGCCAUCAACUGCAGAGACUGUUUUAAGACCAUCAUCUCCUACAUUGACGAGCAGUUUGAACGUUACCUGCAUGAUGAGAGUGGGCUGAAUCGGCGGCACAUCAUAGACAAUCGAGUGCACUGCUGCUUCUACUUCAUUUCACCUUUUGGACAUGGACUUAAGCCCUUGGACGUGGCGUUCAUGAAAGCGAUCCACAACAAGGUCAACAUCGUGCCUGUCAUCGCCAAAGCCGACACGCUGACUCUGAAGGAGCGGGAGCGGCUGAAGAGGAGGAUUCUGGAUGAAAUUGAAGAACAUAGCAUCAAAAUCUAUCACUUACCUGAUGCAGAAUCAGAUGAAGACGAGGAUUUUAAAGAGCAGACGAGACUUCUCAAGGCGAGCAUUCCGUUUUCCGUGGUUGGCUCCAAUCAGUUGAUUGAAGCCAAAGGCAAGAAGGUCAGAGGCCGCCUCUACCCGUGGGGCGUCGUGGAGGUAGAGAACCCUGAGCACAACGACUUCCUGAAGCUGAGGACAAUGCUUAUCACCCACAUGCAGGACCUGCAGGAGGUGACCCAGGACCUGCACUACGAGAACUUCCGUUCUGAGCGGCUCAAGAGGGGCGGCAGGAAAGUGGAGAAUGAGGAUAUGAACAAAGACCAGAUUUUGCUGGAAAAGGAAGCCGAACUUCGUCGCAUGCAAGAGAUGAUUGCAAGAAUGCAGGCGCAGAUGCAGAUGCAGAUGCAGGGGGGAGAUGGUGAUGGCAGUGCUCAUGGGCCCCACGUGUGAGGAACUGCUUUCCAAGAUAAAAAAGAAAACAUUCCAGAGGAGGGAUACAGUUGCAUGUUUUUCAUGAUAUGGUUGGAAGGUCAUCCACCCAAGUUCUACAGUACCUGUGCCUCAAUUUAAUUUUUAAAAACUUUUGGUGUGUUUUUUUUGUAUAAAAUAUUUUUAACAUUUGUAUUUCAUUGCUAUGUUAUACUUCAUAUUUUGUGAGGUGAGCUGUCCAUUUUCACCUUUUUCUUUCUCUUAACUAACCACUACUGUUAGAAUUGUUUCAAGGAUCAGUUGAUUUUGAGUUAUUCAUUUCAGCUGGCCUAAAUGACCCAUCAUUGAUGAGCACUCUUGAUUUGUAUCUAGAAACAAAUUCAGAUUCACUCUGUUCCUGAGUGGUAGAGACACUCACCCCGUGAUACACAGAGAGGAGCUGAGCUAGGGCAAGACCAUUAUUUUGCAGUAGCACCACGCAGAGACUACUCUCACUUCCUUGCUUUCGGGUGGGCACAACACCAAAACCAGUUUUGCUGCUAGAAUUCAACAUCAUUAAUUCAUCGGCACAUUCACUGUUUACCAACUAAAAUGGAACAGGUAUCCAUUGAGAUAUAUGUUCAUGCUUAGGUUUUUUUAGAACAGGCUUUUAGAGGCGACUUUUUAAGAAGUGUCAUGAUUCUGAUGCUACGUAAUUUUUAAAACCACUAUUGCAGAGAACCAGCCACUUUAGUGGUGGACUUCACUGGUCUUGAUCGUACUGAGCCCUGGAGAAAAUCAAAGUAGCUGUCGGCUCCGAUUUUCAGAUUGCAACUGAGAUUCUUUCUUAUAUAAGACUGAGAGUCAGUUAAAAUAUUUUUACUCAAUUUAAAAAUAGCUUUUUGAAGAAUAUUAGCCUGUUCAGAAGCCAACCGUUUUUAUACUGUCCUUGAAUGUGUUUAAAUGUGUCUGGGGAAGAUCAGCCCCAGCCCUGGGAAUCGGGCCCGUGUAGAUGUGUCUCUGUCCUGCUCCGAGUCCUGGACCCCUAGAGGCCCAGAGGCUGCCAGGUUUUCCCAGUUCCUAUUUCUUGCUUCUGCUGGUCCCUUUUUGAAUGGUUUUCUGAAAGGAGGCAAAUAGUGAUAAUUUUACGUGCAUACUGUCUCACCUAUUUGCCACCUCCUUCCUUUUGUGUAAGGUACAUUUCUCCAUGCCUCCUGUAAGAAGGAAAGACAUUUCAUGUCCUAAGGACAGGCUGCUGGGCUUUGUGAGCCCUAGGCCAAGGCCCUCACCUGUCCGCCUCACCUUUCCUUUCCACCUAUCGGGGGAGCUUCUUUAGCCUUCUCUCUGAUGCCAGGGCAGGUGAGCAGGGUGCUGGUUCCGCAUUUCAUUUCACCACAGUGGCUGAGGUUGAGAAAUGUUUAAUCUGAGGAUGAGGAUGGUUGCUUUGUUUUUGUUUUGUUUUGCUCAGACAAAAAAUGAGUCAUACACUCCUUACGAAGGGGCAGUACUUGACACACUCAUCUGGUCUCUUAAGCUUUGCGCUUUUACCAUUGAAUUGUGAGUGGUUAUCAGCUCUAUGUUCAGGUGCUUUGGGCAACAUGUUUACCAAUGAAAAGGGAUUCCCUGACUAUACAAGGUCAAUUAUUUGGGUUCUUUUAGCAUUUAUUAACUACGCUUGAGAAAACUAACGAUGAAAAAAAGCAGGUUGUAACUAUAAGCCCUGUUUGUGUUUGAAUAAAAGUACUGCUGAGGGCAAACUGCCACCUGGUAAAGGUCAUUACCUGAUCCAAGUUACACUUGUAAAUCCCUCUCUGUUUUGCUGCCUGAAUAGAAAUGUAUACUUUUGCUAAUAUAUAAUCGCUCUUUUACUAAGAGGUAAUCUCUACUUAUAGAAAUGUAUUUUGAAAACAACUUAUUUUACACGGCAGUUUUGUAUCCAUUAAAGCUAAACUUUUAUCAAUAAAGCACUCUUGUUUAGAUAUUAAA
Molecule: messenger RNA, 3132 nt
Organism: Choloepus didactylus (southern two-toed sloth)
Lineage: Eukaryota; Metazoa; Chordata; Mammalia; Pilosa; Megalonychidae
Gene: SEPTIN2
Product: septin 2
Exons: 13
Coding region: 103-1188 (361 amino acids)
Biological process (GO): cytoskeleton-dependent cytokinesis; cilium assembly; cell division
Cellular component (GO): septin ring; cell division site; synaptic vesicle
Molecular function (GO): GTP binding; molecular adaptor activity; GTPase activity
Source: RefSeq, a predicted model, not a curated record